Molecule: messenger RNA, 1383 nt
Organism: Psylliodes chrysocephalus
Lineage: Eukaryota; Metazoa; Arthropoda; Insecta; Coleoptera; Chrysomelidae
Source: the annotation of a GenBank genome assembly
CUUGUGGAUUUUUGUAGUUUACAGACAUACGUUGUAUUAAUAUUGUCACUCAUUAUGCCAAACAAACCAUGUUUUUAGAUAGUUAUCGUAUAGUUUGUAAGCAGUCUAAAUUCAGAAAUCAACCCACAGAUAUAUCCAUAAAGGCAGUUCAUUCGCAGAAGUAAAAUUAUGCAAUGAAUACCAUAAAAUCACAUAACAAAACUGUGUUUACUCUCACUUUCAGUAUUUCGUUUGAUUUGUUCUUUAAAGAAUGAAGUAGAUGGGCAAAGUCUAGUUUGUGUUAAAUAUUUAAAGUGCAGUGAAUUAUGUUUAAAAAAAUUUUUAUUUAUUCAGUAGUUUUUAAUAUAUUCCAAUUAACCAAAUCCAUUCGAGUGGAAGAAAAUGACAAAGAUUUACCUAACAAUGUUAGCCAAGAAGACUACAUCGAUGGAAGGAAGCGUCCUCAAGCAGGAACUUCUUCAGGUUGUAACUUCAAAAACAAACGCAUACCAGUUUACAAAACCGACGGUUCUGGAAGAACAUUUCUAGAUUUUGCUUAUGUAAAUGUUGAAUAUAAUAUUAAUUGUGGUGGUGGAGGAGGAGGAACUAAUUAUCCAAGUGAUAACAACUAUAAUGCAAAUGAUGUAAGUCAAUAUCAUAAACCAGGCUUUGGGGGACAUCAUAAACCUAUAUUUGGAGGGCAUCAUAAACCUGGAUUUGGUGGUAACCACAAACCCGAUGCUGGAUUCAAUCCCGGAUUUGGACAAAAACCAGGUCAUCAUGGCAGUGGUCAUACCAAUAGACCAUUUCUAUCAGCUCUAUUUGGAAAUAGGCCGCAACAUUCGGAUUCCCAAGAAACAAAUGAACCAAGUGUAGCGAACAACUUUGCAACAAGUAGUAUUUUUCCGUCUCCACAAGAAUUUGGUCAAGGUUUAGGAGAUGGCAUUUCGUCUUUUGUUCAAACUAUACCGCAGAUCGCACAAAGUUUUCAAUCGCUAUUACCAAAUUUUGAUAACUUUCAAUGGCCGCAAUUUGGUUCUUUGUUUCCAGGUCAAAAUGCACCAAAUACUCCGUUAGUUGAAAACCCAAGUUCUAUUGUUCCAAACGAUGAAAUAAAACCGGUUCACGAAGAACAUGAUCCAAUUACAGAUCCAUAUAAGCUAAGAUUGCGCACUGGAAACAACAACUAUUACAGCAGUUAUCAAAACUAUCGCCCAAGAAACAAACAGGAAGAGUAUAUUUUGGGUAGAACCAAUGUAAGAAGAUCGGACGAUGCCAAUUUUCAACCGAGAGAUUAUCAAAAGAUUUCAACUUAUCUUGAGGAAGGAAUUAGACAUACAGAAAAUAGUAAUUUAAGAUUUCCAUCGUAAUUUUUUUGUUUACGCUAUUUUAACAGCCCAUUUU